This is a messenger RNA of Eupeodes corollae, 1116 nucleotides long. Its product is annotated as mitochondrial ribonuclease P catalytic subunit-like. Bases 160 to 1092 code for a protein of 310 amino acids. Gene Ontology annotation, cellular component: mitochondrial ribonuclease P complex; mitochondrion. Gene Ontology annotation, molecular function: ribonuclease P activity. Lineage: Eukaryota; Metazoa; Arthropoda; Insecta; Diptera; Syrphidae. The transcript is spliced from 4 exons. The record is from RefSeq and is a predicted model, not a curated record. Gene Ontology annotation, biological process: mitochondrial tRNA 5'-end processing; tRNA 5'-leader removal.
AUUCAUGGCCUUUUGGCGACCUCUCACUGGAAGGAUUGUGUAGAUAUUUUAAAAAUAAUACAAUUAUCAACAUCACCUUCUAUAGGAACAUAUUGUGCAGUUAUUAGUAAGGCUUUCGCGUCCGGUCAAGAGCAUCUAGGAUGGACAUACCUUGAGGAAAUGAUGGAAUCUAAUAAGCAGCCCACAUGUGAGGUUUAUAUAUCUUAUAUUGAUUAUGCCUCCAUGGACCCUCUGACAUUUGUUGAAAACAUGGAUAAAAUGUUCGAAUUUGUUGGUAAACAUGAAAUCCUAGUUAGUGAGGCUGUGAUAGAAAAAUUAAAGAGUUGCCUAGAAAGACUCGGACAUGGAAAUUACUUCGCCAACUUGAAUUCCAAUGGCAAAUGCUCAAAUUGCAAAUCUCACAUGAGAAACAUUUCAAUAAGUGACGAUGAGUUUAAAACUUUAAGUACAUCAUUUUGGGAAAGAGUUCUUAUACGAAAAGAUGUCUUCCAGAAAUCCACACCAAAAGAAGUUGAGGACUUCACUAAAUUCAUAGAAAAGACAGGUCCUUAUGACUGUGUUAUUGAUGGCCUGAAUGUCGCUUAUUCGUGUGGAGCUAAAAAGCCUCCGAAAGUGUAUGUCAACUUACUAUCUUUAGUAGUUAAAUACUUUAAGAGACAAGGAAAACAUGUUUUAGUGUUAGGAAGGAAGCACAUGAAUAACUGGCCUAAGGAGGGAAUGAGCUAUGUCAAGAGAAAUGCCUGCAUGUUUCUAACGAACGAUUUAUCUCAUGACGAUCCCUUUCUUUUGUAUGCCGCAAUCAAAAGUGGCCAAACAACGGACUUUUUUUCUAGGGAUUUGAUGAGAUCGCACGCCUUUCUAUUGGGUCCUGAAUUAAAACACAUUUUCAAACGAUGGCAACAAGAGCAUCAAUAUUCACUACUUACGGUCUCCGAAAAAGGAAUUGUUGUUAAGGAACCAACGCGCUACUUUAAAUUCGCUCAAAAAGUUAACAACACUUGGCAUUUACCGUACAAAGCUGUUUACUCACCAAAUCCUCCAGAACUUUUGGAGGUACCUGAGAAUUGGAUUUGUAUAAAAUGGAAUAAAUAAAUUGUUAUUAUAAUUAUUGUUUUA